UCAAUUUCGUCUGAGCCCCAGUGCUCGCGGGCAUCGGCGCUCUGCGCAUCGUCGGCAAAGAGCGCGAGGUCGGCGGAUAGGCCGAGGCUCUCCAUUUCGCCGCUGGGCACAAGUGGCCGCACCCGCGUGUCGUCCAUGUCGCUGACAGGUGUCAGCCGCGGCGAGUUGCAGCGCUCCUCAGGCGUAAAAAACACGUCGUUGAUUAUUUUUUGCUUAAAAUUGGGCGCCGCCAGGCCCAGGAGCAGCUCGAGUGGAAGAGCUGCCAGCACCCACGAGGGGGGUGUUAGCUGCUGGCCGGGAACUGGCCGGGGAGCGGCCAACAAACUAUUACUGACACUCCUACUAUCCAUGAACACAUUGUUGCUGGGUGCACUGACCGAACUGUACCCCCUGCUAUCGCUAAUGCUGCUGCCUGCGCCCACUGCAAUGUUGGGAAUGCUGUUCAUUGUGUGCAUCAGUGGCAGGCUGGCUCUGGGCGCUGUAAAGUGUGUACUGGCGGGCGCCGAACCACUGAUGUUGAUGCCGUUGGUGUGGCUGUUGCUGUUGUUUCCGAUAUUAAUGUUAAUGUUACCGCUGUUGCUGUUGUUGUUGGCUGUUAUGAUGGCCGAUGCUGUCAGGGCGGCAGUGGCAGCGAUUGCCGACGAUGCCGUCGCUGUCAUUGCUGCCGAAGCCGCAUACGCAAAGGCUGACGCUGCUACUGUCGCCGCCGAGGUUUUGUUGAUUUCAGUGAAUGCUGCUGGUGUAGGGAGCGAUGCAGACACGGGCGUGGGCGGAUACGAGGAGAAUACACUGUCGAGCGAUGCAAACGGCGAUGAUGUUGCGCUGGGGCUGUCCUUGUGGUAGUGCGGCUUGCUGGCCAACGGAGAUGUGCUGCUGGACUCGUAAAGCUGUUUGCUGAUAGCAUGUUAUGUCUAGUGCAAGCGGAAUAAUUAAAUGUAAAUAAAAGAGAGAAAGAAAGACAAAAAUGGAAAAAAAGGGCGAGUCGAAGGGUUUAGAAGAGCGCUUUGGCUAUUCUGAUAAAACUUCAAAUGAUUAAAAAAAGGGUAGGCAAAAGAAGAGAUAGUCUGUCGCGCAACGGGUCUUUGUGGCCUUGCUUUAAAGCAGGUGUUAAUAAUGUAAGAAAAAGGUUAUCAC
Molecule: messenger RNA, 1134 nt
Organism: Kickxella alabastrina
Lineage: Eukaryota; Fungi; Kickxellomycota; Kickxellomycetes; Kickxellales; Kickxellaceae
Exons: 1
Coding region: 136-843 (235 amino acids)
Source: RefSeq, a predicted model, not a curated record